AAACACUCUAUUAAUUAGCCAAAAAAAAUCAACAAUAAUAAUGAAGAAAUUUCUUUCUAUGAAGUCUUUCUCAAGAUCAAGAUCAGUUGUGGUGGUCCAUGAUGAAGAUGAUGAAGCUGCUCAUGAUGAAAAAUACGACAAUGAAAAGGAUGUCGUUUUGACAGUGUGGAGAAAAUCACUGUUAAUGAGUUGCAAUGGUUUUACAGUGAUCGAUUCACAUGGAAAUCUGAUUUACCGUGUUGAUAAUUACAUGAGAUUUCGACCACAAGAAAUUACUCUCAUGGAUUCCUCUGGAAAAUCUAUCCUCACAUUCAACCAUCGUCCUACGAAGCUUGGACUUGUGGAUAGUUGGGUUGUGUACGAAGGAGAAAGAUCAAUUGAUGUUGAUCAUAAUAAGAAGAAGAAGAUUAAUGUUAUUAGAAGAUCAAAAUCAUUAUCAUCAACAUCAAAAAAGCCAAUUUUCUACAUAAAAAAGAACAUCAAUUAUCUUUACAAGUCAUCAUCAUCAUCACAUGUUCUUGCCCACGUGUUUCGAUGUGGUUCGUCCGAUAAGAAUACUAAAAGAUCAUCAUCAUCAUCAUCAUCAUGUGGUGAUUACGUGAUUGAAGGCUCUUACACUGAAAGAUCAUGUAAAGUGUUAGAUAAAUGGUGUAAUAAUAAAGUGGUUGCUGAAAUUAGAAGAAAACAAGAAUGUGUUAGUGGAAUUUCCUUUGGUAAUGAGGUUUUUCACCUUAUUGUUCACCAUAAUUUUGAUCCAACUUUUGCUAUGGCUUUUCUAAUGUUGUUGGAUCAAAUGUUCUCUUGAAUUUUUUUUCAUUAGUUAUUACUAAUUAGCUUAGCUAGAUUAAUAGAUUAUUUAGAUAAUAUUUAGUUAAGCUAGAAUUUUGACAAAUUAUAAAAGUCCAUCAUGAUUUCUUUUUUCAUGGAAAAGAAUUUGUGAGUAUGGUGGGUUUCGUAUGCAGUACGCAAUAUUGUAAAUUAAUUUAUUAGCAAAUAAAUAAUUAUAAUUAUUAUUUUUAA
This is a messenger RNA of Cannabis sativa, 1020 nucleotides long. RefSeq names its product protein LURP-one-related 17. The record is from RefSeq and is a predicted model, not a curated record. NCBI's taxonomy places the organism in Eukaryota, Viridiplantae, Streptophyta, Magnoliopsida, Rosales, Cannabaceae. The coding region runs from base 41 to 805 and encodes 254 amino acids. The transcript has 2 exons.